AAUAGAAAAUAAUAAUAAUAAUUUACUAAUAGUAUAUACUAAGUGUAUGCAAAUGCUCUCGGUUGCCACACGCAUUUAACUGCAGGGAGACUGAAAGCAACGGCUGUAUAACAGCCCAGAGACUCUAAGAUUGCUAGACUGACUAUAUAUAAAGACAUGCGUGCAUGCAUGGCUUGUAUUCCUCGAUUCAGAAUUUGUGGGUUCCAUAACCCAGUUCUUGGAAUAUUUCUGUUCAUAUUGCUGCGUCAGAGCGAAAGCUUGGACUUCUGCUUCAAUGCCACUCUUGAAGGCUUCCGACUGAACAGUUCAAUUUUGAAGGAGACAAACGUUUCAAGCCAAAUUCAGUGCUUAUUAUCGUGCGUACAAGAGCCAUGUUGUAGAUCUGUGAACUACAGGGAAAUAUUGGAACAAGAUGAGACAGGUCUUUGCGAAAUGUUACACGAUGUGAUCUAUAACACUUCUGCAGAGCUGCAAAAGAAUUUUUCUUAUGAUCACGUCUACUUGACUCCUCAAAAGGAAUAUAAUGGAAGCUGUGUCAAUGACAGAGGAGAUUUUGAUGUGGAUUUUCGAAGCGUUCAAGAGUUUACUUUACUUCACAACGAUGUCCCAAAGAUGCCUCACUUGACAGUUAAGUUCUGGAUCAAAACAUUAAACGCAGACAAAAUGGUUCUUUUAUUCUACCGAGUGAAUAAAAGCGUCGACGAAUUUCGACUCAUCGUUGAACGGGAAUUGAUUAUCCUUCAAGUUCGAUCAUUGGAAAUGCAUUUUCCUGUCCCGCCAAUCAAUGACGGCCAUUGGCAUCAUGUGGGAGCAUCGUGGUCUCUUGGAGAAUACGCCAUUUUUCUUGACGGUACAUUGGUCUACACUGGAGAUGGUUUUGGUUGGGGGGAACCAUUGAAAGCUGGGGGUGUCUUCGUCAUAGGUCAGAAACUGAAAAGGGCAGACGAGACUUCCGAGGGUUCGUUCUCUGGCAAACUGAGUCAAUUAAAUGUCUGGAGUGAAUUUCUAACUGUUUCUCCUGAUGAUGUCGAAAUGAAAACCCCAAACCAAAGUUGCUCUAGUAAUCCAUCAGGAAAUGUUUUCAGUUGGAAUUCUCUUGAGGAUACUCAGAGUGAUAAAGUAGUCAAGGAACAGCCAAGUUCGUGUAAGCCGCUUCGAAAAAAUCCGAAGUAUGACAUUGUUACGACAUCUUCACAAACCAAUCAAUACCUCCAUACCGUACCAUCACAAAUAGAAUUCGAGGCUUUCACUUUAACAUCAUGGAUCAAAUUCGAGAACACGCCAAUGGAACUGGACACAGAACCCCUGAAAUUUGUUGAUUACACCAGUGCUUCAGGAACCUGCUUGCUCUCAUUUUAUCUCACCGCAGAAAAUCUCACCUUGGAGAUACAUGGAGAUGGUCAUAAAAAAAGAGAAGCAAGGGUUCCAAGCUUUUGGAAUGAAUUUCCAGCAUAUUGGCAUCAUAUUGGUACCACGUGGUCGAGUGAAUCAGGCCACUGGAAGAUAUAUCUGGAUGGUUCAUUGGUCUCCAUCAUGCAUGGUGUAGCUUCAAAUAUGAUCAUUCCUGCAGGAGAAAAAAUGUUCUUGCAUUUAAAUGGAUACAAGCACAACAGCUCUCGAAGUAGACUCAAUAUAUGGAAUUAUGAAAUUGAUGGACAUGUUUUAUCGUUAAUGGCAAACCAAGGACCAUUGUUUGAAAACGGAAACGUCUUCGCGUGGUUUGGAAUAAAGUCAAAGGUUGCAGAAGAUGUUAAAUUCCAAGAGACACCGAAUGACUUAUACAACUCUCGAGCAGAAUCUGUGUAUCAGAUGGAUUUCCCUCAAGCUUCGGUCGAAAACUACGUCAAAAUAGAAAACGCCAUUCGCGACAAAAUCACCGUCUUUUCUCUGUGUUUUUGGGCGAAAAUUUCAAGGAAUUACUCGAGCAUAUUCGCGUAUUCAAGUCGGCAAUAUCACACUGAAAUUGGAGUUUUUUUGUAUGAAAACUUGGCGUUAGAGCUUACCAUAAAAAAUAUAUGGUCACGCGACGGACCUACGAUCUCUGCCUACGAGUCGUGGCAUUUCUAUUGCCUACAGUGGAGAAACAGUGAUGGUUUAAUCGAGGUUUACGAAGAUGGGAUUAAGCUAGGAACGAAACACGAAGCGGAAGGUUACACUAUACCCUCCAACGGUAUAGUAGUUAUUGGUCAGGAAUGUGAUUCUUAUGGGGGAGGUUUUAGCAGCAAGGAGGCGUUCCAAGGAAGCCUUGCAAGUUUGAAUCUUUGGAGGAAAUUUUUGACAGUAAAUGUUAUACAAGGAAUGGCAUCUGGGGUGAUCAAUGUUAACGGAGAUCUCUUUCAAUGGAGAAAUUUAAGAAAUCAUGUGUUCGGUCAUGUGAACAUACGGAAUAGAUCUGAAGCAGAGAUUCCAGAAUAUCGAGUACAGAUUCUGCGAAAUGAAUGGUGUGGAAAUGACGUCCACGAAGCGUUUACUUAUGCGAGAUUUAUUCGCGGCAAGUACACAGAUGGCUACACGUGGAGGUGCGUUACGCCAGCGGCCAUGCUGGAUGAAAACAUGUGCUAUGACAUCACAAAGAAGUCAACCUCGUACUAUACUAGAGACAAGAAAGAAAAACUUUUAGGAAUCAAUUAAAACAUAUUUCCUGAAGUUAAUAAUGAAAUCAGUAAGAAAGAUGGACUAUAGCGGAGACUAUUUGGGUGUUGUAACAAGUUAGGCUCUUCAUUACUGAUUGUUUAAAAUUUAUAUCAAAAUGCACCAGAUAAAUUAUAAAUUAAAUGCUCACAAGCUUUUAAGAGUACCAGGGACAACAUGCAUGCGACUAUUUAGACUUAGACUAAGCCACAGAGUGAGUAAUAGAUAUUAGCCUUAGCACUAAAAAGUGGGUACAUUACUCCAGCUAGUUCGAUCUAUCCUUUUUUUACUGCAUGUAUGUGACCAAACGAAAAUAUAACAGUUCUUGGACAGGAAUCAAACGUACGUUGUCUUUAUUUUUGGGACUUCCCAACCAGCGCUUUGAUUAAUAGGGUCAGAGACCUUAAGAGUGUAAAAGAGCAACGCGGGUAAAAACUCAUUCAAUGGUUUAGACUUGUUAGUUGUAGCAUAUUUUUAUGAAUCAUAUGAUGUACAAGACGCUAAAAACCUUGAGUUUAUACUUUCUAUAUAUGGAGCACAUUAUAAAGUAUCA
Dendronephthya gigantea is the source of this 3184-nucleotide messenger RNA. RefSeq lists its product as uncharacterized. The transcript has 11 exons. Bases 157 to 2631 code for a protein of 824 amino acids. Lineage: Eukaryota; Metazoa; Cnidaria; Anthozoa; Malacalcyonacea; Nephtheidae. The record is from RefSeq and is a predicted model, not a curated record.